Messenger RNA from Polyodon spathula (Mississippi paddlefish), 1955 nucleotides. RefSeq names its product isovaleryl-CoA dehydrogenase, mitochondrial-like. Gene Ontology annotation, molecular function: 3-methylbutanoyl-CoA dehydrogenase activity; flavin adenine dinucleotide binding. Gene Ontology annotation, cellular component: mitochondrion. Gene Ontology annotation, biological process: L-leucine catabolic process. NCBI's taxonomy places the organism in Eukaryota, Metazoa, Chordata, Actinopteri, Acipenseriformes, Polyodontidae. Bases 315 to 1562 code for a protein of 415 amino acids. The record is from RefSeq and is a predicted model, not a curated record. The transcript is spliced from 12 exons.
UGGCAAAGCAUUUCAAUACACACGUUACAUAAAAUAAAAUAUAAUGUUAAUAUAUUCCCUCCCCCCUCUCCUUCCUUCUUACCAGAAUGUAUUAAAAAUGCGAUAUUUUAUAAUCUAGUACUGUGUGAACUACCGUUUCAUUCUACCUUCCCAAGAUGGCGCUUCGGCCAUGCCCCUAGCAUCAGUGCGCAGACACCAGUUAUGAAAGCGACCGGCAGCUCCAGCGCCAUCCCCGGCCCCAGUGGUCUCUCCAGCUGAUGCUCUUUGGUAAGUAGUGUCCGUGUCUUUGUCCCGACUCGAAGGCAAACCCAGCAAUGUUGUCGGCCAGGAGAGCGCUGCUUGUCGGCCUCAGGUGCGCGGCUGUGACGCGCCGUGGAUGUGCUGGCUCUCCGGUCCCGAUAGACGACGUUGUGAACGGACUGACCGAGGAACAGAUACAGCUCAGACAAACCAUCCACAGAUUCUGUCAGGAAAAGCUGGCGCCCAAAGCCCAGGAGAUCGACAAGAACAACGAGUUCAGAGAGAUGAGGGAGUUUUGGAAGAAACUUGGUGAUCUUGGAGUCCUUGGAAUAACUGCUCCCGUGGAGUUCGGCGGCUCUGCGAUGGGAUACCUGGAUCACGUGAUCGUGAUGGAGGAGAUCUCCCGCGUCUCUGCCGCGGUGGGGCUCAGCUACGGGGCGCACUCCAACCUGUGUGUCAACCAGCUGGUGCGCAACGGCAGCCAGGCCCAGAAAGAGAAGUACCUGCCCAAGCUCCUGAGUGGAGAGCAUGUGGGUGCCUUGGCUAUGAGCGAGCCCAAUGCUGGCUCUGACGUUGUCUCUAUGAAACUAAAGGCAGUGAAGAAAGGGGAUCACUAUGUGCUGAAUGGUAAUAAGUUCUGGAUCACGAACGGGCCGGAGGCAGAUGUUCUGAUCGUUUACGCCAAGACAGAGCCGUCCGCCAACGCACGGGGGAUCACAGCCUUCAUCCUGGAGAAGGGAAUGUCAGGGUUCAGCACAGCUCAAAAGCUGGACAAGCUGGGAAUGAGAGGCUCCAGCACCUGUGAGCUUAUCUUCGAGGACUGCAAAGUGCCCGAGCAGAAUGUGCUGGGUCACCUGAACAAAGGCGUGUACGUGCUGAUGAGCGGCCUGGACCUAGAGAGGCUGGUGCUGUCAGCGGGACCUCUAGGGAUCAUGCAAGCGGUCAUGGAUCACUCCAUCCCCUACAUGCAUGUCAGGGAGGCUUUUGGGCAGAAGAUCGGACACUUCCAGCUGUUACAAGGGAAGAUGGCUGACAUGUACACCCGCCUGAGCUCUUGCAGACAGUAUGUGUACAACGUGGCGCGGGCCUGCGACAGGGGGCACUUCAGCGCCAAGGACUGUGCUGGAGUGAUUCUGUACGCUGCAGAAACAGCAACUCAAGUAGCACUUGAUGGAAUUCAGUGCCUCGGUGGGAACGGCUACAUCAAUGACUACCCGAUGGGGCGCUUCCUGCGAGACGCCAAGCUGUACGAGAUCGGAGCUGGGACCAGCGAGGUCCGCAGACUGAUCAUCGGCAGGGCUUUCAAUGCCAUGUACAAAUAAACAGAGCAGGGGCUGAAUACACAGGACUUCUGAGCAGGGCUCCAAACCUGCUGCUCCUGCACCCAGUCCUGGGUUCACAGCGCUGUACUAGAAUGUCUUCCUUCAGCUGAUUGCCUUUGAGGAAAGUUACUGUAAUUGUGUUCACUUUGUUACUACUGUACAGGAAAGUUUCUAGAUGUAAAAUCUGUAAAAAAAAAAAAAAAAAAAAAAAAAAUCAGGAUCCACACUUUGCUCAAUGCAGGGUAAUGGUAAUUUAUAUAUUAAGUUUGACCAUGGCUAUGCAUCAGGACCAUUUCAUGAAUCGGGACCCUGUAUCCGCGAUGGCACUUUCCCCUGUUCCAGGUUUUACUACAAGCUUGAUUAGGAUGGCAUUAAAACUCUUAUUGCAGAGCA